Molecule: messenger RNA, 5637 nt
Organism: Puntigrus tetrazona (Sumatra barb)
Lineage: Eukaryota; Metazoa; Chordata; Actinopteri; Cypriniformes; Cyprinidae
Gene: syt14b
Product: synaptotagmin XIVb
Exons: 10
Coding region: 1827-3947 (706 amino acids)
Source: RefSeq, a predicted model, not a curated record
UGUGUUUUUUUCCCCCUGUGAGAUAUCACCUCAUAGCAUAAUGCGUUUGCUGAAGAACACUAUUGUUGAUGGUAAUGAUGAUAAAAAAAAAUGGCUAUGCAUUUAUAUUAAUCAUCCUAAACUUACAGUCUGCCCACUUGACUUAUCUACUUCCCGUCUAUUUCCACUUAGCGUAAGUGUUUAAAAAAGCUUGAAGACCACAAGGCUGUGUAUGUGACUUUUUCCACAGUGCUUUAUUUAUACAGUACAACAAAAACCGGUGCUCUCGCCACACACCAGGCCAGCACCGGGCGAGGAGGAGAGAGAAAUUAUUAGCAGGCAAUGACUGACAAGGGCCAGGGAAUUUCAGGACAUCAGGGAUACACCCCUGCAAGACGUGCCAAGGGAUUUUUAAUGACCACAGAGAGUCAGGACCUUGGUGUAAGGUCUCAUCAGUGGGGUUUUUUUUUACAGUGUAGCGUCCCCGUCACUAUACUGGGGCAUUAGAAGCAACACAGACAGGUUGAGUACCCCCUGCUGGCUCCACUAGCACUAGUUUAACCUGUUAGUCUCAACCCUGCUUAGUUUCAGCGGGCAGCCUUGGCUUGAUUUGUGGUAUUGCUCCAAAGUAGUAACAUUAAAUACAGUGCAACCAUAAUCACAAACUUCUAUAGGUGAAAAACAAUUAACGCUGACCAUGCUGACCUUAACCUUAACGAGUAAUACCUAAGACCAGAGGAAAUGAUAGAUGAAUGACUGACGUAAGCGGCAAAAACUGAUCGCAAGACCUAAAUUGCACAAAAACGGGUUUUUCUUCCGAUUGUUUAAUCACAGUGCUGUUCCAGGGUCGACGAUGUUAAUUCGGGAACAUGUCAAACUUGGUAAAAUCAGGUUUUGCGUGUGAGCGCAGCGCCGAUGAAACAAACAAUAAGAAAAUACCCGGAUGAGACUCGGUCACUUCUAAAGGUAUAGAAAUCGAGACAGACCAGUAGAGACCCUCCCUGCAGGUUACACCAGUAGGAGGCGACAAAUAACUGCUUUGAGGUGAUUUACGCGCUAAUAAUUUAAUCGACCGAUUCGUUAAAAACUGUUCAAACACCGAUUCAUCACCUCUUCUUAUAACAGAGUGUUCGCGCGUUUUAUCACGAAUGGCGUCCGAAUGGAGGCGUCGGUUCAAAUCCUCGCAGACAGCAGCUUUUUAGGGCAGCGGGACAACAAAUGAUAUAAUUUCCUUACAUCGGUCGACCCAUCUUCUCAAUUGGCGGGGUUCGGUCUAUUAAUGGAGGCCUGGGUUCAAAGCCCCCUGACACUUUCGCAGUGAAUGAACAAAAGUAGCUGCAAGCAGUCGUUUCGAUCUAAACACCGCAGCCCUGUCGAUAUUCACAACCCCGACGGCUAUCAACCAGCAGACACUUGUCUGUUUAAGGGUUCGGGGUCGUGUAGAAAUACCUCAACGUUGCCACUCUUUUACGGCGUAUGUGUCUGUCACGCGUGCCGCAGCAAGCAUCGCUGUCCCGGCGUCUCUCCUCCCUCUCGCGGCAUGGAAGCACUUUCUCUCUACACCACCCCUUAUCACGUCCCAUUCACGGCAUCAUGGCGUUUGAGGGUGGGGGGCGGAGCUGUGGUGUUCAUGAACUCAUCUGCGCUAGAAGAGUAUCUCCUGAACUGCUAGGUGUCCUCUCCUCCAUUGCUGUCUUCAUGGCCGUGAUCGCUCUGUUUUUUCUUUACCUCAGCAGCAAGCUUUCAGUGGAGAGCCCGAGCAGUGAGCUGCCACGUUUUGAAGGUUUUAACAAAGGUGUGCAAGAAUUUAUGUUGUGGGUGGGCAGAGACAGCGAAGGCACAAAGCAAUGGCAUUUUUCAAGAGCUUCCAACAGAGCCUUCCUUCUGUCAGUUCCCUCCUGGACACUGUCUCAAACACUGUCUCAACUGCCGUUGACGAUUUGUCCACUGCGGUCAGUGAUGUUACCUACACUGUCAGUGACCAACUAACGGAGCAGGUCAAUACAAUCAUCAACAAAGUACAGACCGAAGAAGAUGACAAAUCAGGCAAAGAGGAUGCUGAAGGUUCUUCAGAAGCUGACCAAAAGGAGAGGAAGAGCAGUAAGCUGAAGCGUCAAGAGACAGAGGGUAAUGCAGACGGUGGAGAAGGAGAAGGUCGAAAGAGCCGAAAAUCGAAAAAGAACUCUAUGUGGACUAUUGAAAUAGAUGAAGAGGAAGUAAAGAGGGAAAAAGAAAGACAAGAGGAAGCAAGAAAGGCUGAGGAGGAGGAGUGGGAGUGGUGUUACGCUCCCUCUAAAGGUUGGUAUCGUAAAAGAAGGGACCCAAACCAACCACAAAGCUCGUCUCCGACCUCAGACAAUCAAACAUCAAAGGAGGCAGAGUCCAUCUCUCAGGAAGAGAAUACUUCCUCAUCUGGCAAACACAAGAAUGAAGUUGACGACCACAAUGAAAAAGCUAAUGGGAUGCACCCAGGUAAUAGUCAGGACUCUCAGGAAAUUUCUGGUGAUACUGAUAUAUCAGCAUCAAAGCAUGAAAAGAAUGGAGAGCACAAUAGAGUUGAAGAAGAUGAUACAAGCAGAAGAAAAGACCAAGGAGGUAAAGAUGGGGGUUGUCCAGAAAAAGGAUCAUCUGAAAGCGAGGACGAAUCACCAAAAAGACACAAGGACUCAUCCUCUCAUGAGCAGAGAAGUGGGUGGAGAGACAAAGAUGCAGAGAAGGAAGACUGCAGCAGUGAGGCCUCUGCUGAACAGGUUAAAAGGAAAAAAGGUUCAAGUUCCCUGAAUGAACUUCAGCCUCCACCGUACCGGGACAAAGAUGAUCUCAAGGGAGGCUCAAGGGGCCGCAGUGACUCAGCAGAGGGCAGUGGAAGUGAGAUCAGUGAGGGCAGUGAAGACCCUGAGGACACAGAGAGUUACCUGAAUAAGGGCUAUGAGGAGGACGCACCUAGUGACAGCACAGCUGUUUUGGGCCCGGAGGAUAGCUUACUCCCACCACUUCCAGAAACAUAUGAACCAGAGGCACUGGGGAAAUACGGCACACUGGAUGUAGCAUUUGAAUAUGACCCUAGUGAACAACGGCUUGCUGUGACAGUGACCGCUGCCACAGAUAUUCCAACCCUCAAGAGCACAGGAAAUAUUUCCUGGCAGGUCCACUUGGUCCUGCUGCCCACCAAAAAGCAGAGGGCUAAGACAGGAGUGCAGAAGGGACCCUGUCCCGUCUUCACUGAGACAUUUCGCUUCUCGUGUGUGGAGAAGGAGGCCUUGGGGGACUAUGCAGUCCGGUUCCGUCUCUACAGUGUGAGGCGCAUGAAGAAGGAGAAGGUCCUAGGGGAGAAGGUGUUCUACUUAACCAAACUCAACCUGCAGGGCAAGCUUGCCCUGCCUGUUACACUGGAGCCUGGCACAUCUGUUCCUGGCUGUGGAUCAGUGGUGAGUGUCUCUCGUAGUGCGGGAGCUCUGUCAUACCGCUCAACUGGUGAAUCCUCCACUCCAGAGCUUCUGCUGGGUCUCCUCUACAACUCCACCACAGGAAGAUUGUCUGCCGAGGUUAUCAAAGGCAGCCAUUUUAAAAACUCUGCCACCGAUAAGCUGCCCAUUGGCCUGUUUUGUUGUGUAAAACACUUCAUUAGUGGGCAGCUAUAUAUCAUGAGAGACACGUACGUGAAGCUUACAAUGCUGGACUCCAAAGGAAAAGAGAUGUCCAAAUGUAAGACCUCCGUUUGCCGCGGCCAGCCCAACCCAACCUACAAAGAGACAUUUGUGUUCCAGGUGGCGCUAUUCCAGCUGUCCGAGGUCACCCUGCAAGUGUCGGUGUACAGUCGGCGGAGCAGCAUGAAGAGGAGAGAGCGGGUUGGCUGGGUCGCUCUAGGCCUCAACAGCACCACAGAGGAACAAGAGGAGCACUGGACCCAGAUGAAAGAGUCAGAGGGACAGCAGGUCUGCCAUUGGCACACCCUCCUCGAUUCAUAGAGGUGCAAGCAAACAAUGCACUGUGGUCUUCUGAAGGUUUAGUAGGACAAUAUGAGGAAAGAUGUAGGGUUUUGUUGACACUAAAUUGAAAAUUCGGUUCUAAUUUACUUCAUGUUGCUCCAAGCAUAUAUGACUUGAUUUCUUCAGGAAACAUCACCCGUUAUAUGGCUUUAAAAGACUGGAAACUUGAAAUUUUCCGAGUUUGACAACCCUUAUUUACUAUAUUUAUAUUGAAAAGUGUUCAUGUUUUGUGUUCCAUGGAAGAAAGAAAGUCAUAGGGGGUUUGGAACAGCAUGAGGGUGAGUAAAUGAUGACAGAAAAGUUAUUUUUGAGUGAACUUUUCCUAAAGUAGUGAGUUCAAAAUUGCGGCCAUGUUUGCGAAACGUCGAAUUAGGUUCGUUGUUCAUCACGUUGUUCAUAAAGCACCACUGAAUUCAUAGAAAUUUGCAAUUGUAUCGAUUCCUACUGAGAUGACUGCAAUUUGCCCCCUUGUGGAAUUCCUCCUAAAAGUGAUUGUUCACCCUCAUGUCGUUUCAAACCCGUUCAUCUUCGGAACACAAAUUAAGAUGUUUUUAAGAUUCCAAGAGCUCUCUGACCCUCCAUAGACAGCAAUGCAACUACUGCAUUCAAGACCCAGAAUAGACAACUGAACAUUGUUAAAAUAGUUGUCGCGGUCACAUGCGUGUGGUGGUGCUGCGCCAUUGUGAUGUAAGAACAUCCAUCUGAUAUUGUCUGUAUAGUCCGAAGAAGAAAAAAUGUAAACUCAUCCUCUGUCGAAAUCUUCAGAAUGUUUACGAAGACUGUUUUAUGUAGAGUGUACAUCUUUUUCCACUCAGCUUUGUAAAAUCGACGACCUUUCUGGGCCUUGAUUUCAUCAGAAAUAUAUACAUUUUUGCUCGGAAGAUAAAUGGAGGUCUUGGAAUAACAUUAAGAGUAAUUACUGACAGAAUUUAAAUUUCAGGGUGAAGUACCCCUUUAAAUGUUAAUGCGGUCGCAUAUUAAUUUGUACUGUAGAGGAAUCCUCCAUGUUGGAGGUGCUGUUGACCUCUUAGAGAGACUGUGUUCCUCAGGAUAGCAGUAAUGGAUCUGCUGUUUUUUGCAGUGUUGGAAUGGGAAGGCAGAAGACUGAUUGAAAAAGACGCCUUAUGACAACAAUAGAACAUUGAACUACUGCCAUUGGCACUGCCAUCUAUACCAACUGUUUAUUCCCAUCAAAGCAUAACUGCAACUGUACUGUAUUAUUGGCAGUUGCAUAAGCAUUCAAAUUACUUGAGGUUUAGCCUUUGUACUUGACUUGCAAAUAUGCAAAUACAAAUAUGCACUGCAUGGUAAUAGCUAAAGCAUCAAGAGAAACAUUCAGAAUACAUAUCGGACCAAAGCGCAAGACCAUACACAUAAUUCUGUUUUAUGAAGGGAUAUAGGGACUAUAUCGCACCAGCAAUAUUGCAAAAAUAUUUCAGAUGAACAUAUACAAACAGUAGGGCUGCUUAGGACUGUCUAAAUGCAUCCAAGUACAAGUAAUCGAUGUCUAAAUGUAACUGAUGCAAAUUUGAGUAAUUUAACUCCUACUUUUGUCAUCGGUUUUCAUAUUGUGUAAGCAAAUGCUGCAUUAUGCAUACGUUAAUGCUGAUUCAGGUUCAUUUUUAAUCUUUGGACACUAUACAUUUAAUAAAAUUCAAAUUUACAAACA